AUGAAAUUUUUGCUUCCUAUUCUUGCGUCUUGCCAGAUUUUCUUCGGCUACGAUCAUAGAGACUAUGGCGUGUCCAGUAGAAGAUACAGAGAUACUGAAGGAUCUGGAGAAGAACCUGGUGACAGUACGAUCGAUUCUUGCUGCAGUAGUUUUUCAAAUCGAGAUCCGAUUUAUGUUUUUGAGGGAGAAGCGACGACAAAGCCGGAAUUUCCAGUUAUUGCUUCAUUAGCCUGUUUAUGCGAAGAAUUCAUUCUUUCAGUUAAAUUUCUGGCAAAGAGCACUGGAUUGAUACUGUCACUGGAAAACGAAGACGAGAAUUUGAUCGAAAUAGCUCAAUCUGGGUCGAAAACGAUCACUGUUUCGACUGGCUCUAGCUAUGGAAUAUCUCAGACUUCUUCCUCCGUUACCUCCGGAGAAGAAAUUUCCAUCGAAAUAUUUCUCGAGACCAAUAUCAACAACGACCCAGAACUGUCUGUUUAUCUCGGUGGAGCUAGAAUUAUAAAACUGGAGACGAUAGAACUCCUUGCUUUUCAAAAUAUACGAUUUGCCACUUCUGCUUCUUCUCCAGUGACCUUUACCGAAAUCAAACUUCAAAAUGCCCACAACGAUGAGGUCGCGGGGGACGAAGGGGCUGAGAACAGAUUUUGCUCGGAGGAUUAUCCGCUCCGUGGCGAGUCAUGUUCUAGUUGCGACGGCAUUUGGGACGACGUUAACGCGCUUUGCGGGGUUAUCGGUCAACACUGGCUUGGCUCGCGCCUCAAUGGGUAUUGUACAGAUUGCUCGACAGAGGGUAUUCAGUGUUACUGCGUAUGUUCAGAAGAUUAUAUUCAAACAUGGGUUAAAAGCGAGCAGCCUGAAUGUACACUCAAUGCUAUUUAUUGCCAGGAAUGUUCCGUAACUUCAGUACAGCGAGGAACGUCUCCGCCGAUUUGUGAAGAUUCCGAAGAUUGUCUCUCGCCGUCUGGAGUUUGUUUUGAAUCCGUGUCUGCUUACGAAGUCAACCUCGAUGGAGAGCGACGGAAUGUGAUUUCGCUCAUCUACGGAUGCGCUACUCAAGAGUCAUCAGAUCUCCAGGUCUAUUUUCCGCGAGAAGAAAGUACAGUGAUCACCCAGUCGACGGGGGUCAUUCAGAGCUCUGUUUACUAUACAGAUCCAAAUACCCUGGACACUGAGGAGCACAUUCUUUCGAGCCUCGAGAAAAAUGGCGGGAAGGAUACAUUAUCUUGCUUUGAAUGCAAAGUCGAGUAUUCUUUGGAUAUCAAUGAUCCAUGCGCGACCCCCAAGGAGGAAGAAACGAAGGUCAGACGAUGCGUUUUGGGAAGCUGCGAAUCAAAAAUUUUGGCGAUUGAAUCUAGUGGCAGGACCUUCUACUUCGCCGAAAGAGGGUGCACUAAAGACCCUGCUUCAAGCGUUCUGCCAGACACUCCUUCCCAAUUAUUUGCAGCAUCGACAUAUUGGCCCGAGCUUCCCUUUGUAGGAAUAAAUGUUUACAUAUCUACUUCGAUUCAUCCUCUGGGAAACGACGACACGAAUUAUAUUCUCCAAUCGGCAGAACUAUUCACAUGUUACAAGUGCCAAGGUAGCAUCAUGAAAUCAGAAGAGCCGAAAUUCGAUGGCAAUUUCUUCAACAGCGAAAUUGAUAAUUGCUGGAAACCUGGUUUGCUGACCGAAUUGGAUACAUGCGCAACGGAGUGUUUUACUCAAUUCUAUGCCGUAACGGUAGACGGAAACUACCAAGUGGAAAUCGGGCGAGGUUGCGCGAGGGUUGAUCCUGAGCUUUCCGUGGCAUAUCAUGGCGUCGAUAUCAUUUCGAAAACAUGUUCAAAAGAUGACGGAUCAUUAUGCAAUUCUAAAAGCCCCAUAGAAAUCGGGCUUGUUUACCAAAAUACUGAAAUCCUCGAAUGCUACACUUGCGAUACUGGUUUAGUCUCCCGCGAUCCUCUGAGCAGUUGUUUUACUGCUACAGAUGUCCCAGUUCUUCCCUGCCCUGAUUCUAGUUAUACGAAGUGUCGCCAAGAAACAUCAGUAUUUCAAAUCGAAGGGAUAACUUACUACUAUGGAAAAAGAGGCUGCGCAUCAUUAUUUUCCAUCGGAUUUGCUGAUGCCGAUAAUGAUCAACUCGAUCUCGGAGGCGUGGAAUACGAAUGUUACGAAAGAAGCUGUAACGAUACACCUGGCGAAUAUUCGGUACCUGAGUCGGUUAAUGUGACAAUACCAGAAAGCGAUGAAGUCUUGGAAAUGAAGUACACCCGAUUUAGUACAGUGAUGGAGACGGUUCUGGAAAAUGUCAAGCAAGCGACAGAGCGCUUUAAUGAAAAUUGCUACAGUCUCUUUACUGUUUACGCUGUUCAGAAGAAAAGCGAAAUUAUUUCGUGCGAGGUCUACAAUGUGGUCGAAGUCGCAGAUCUCAAGCAAAUUCGACAGCCAGAAUCACUGAAGCAGUAUUACAUUGAUUUUGGCAUUCGAACCCGCGGAGAAUUUGUUGUUCAAGCGGAGAAUGUGGUUGAACUGAAAGAUAGUGAACUAGAAACUGUGGCCGUGGUGGCGAAAACGAGCUAUGCUGGUCUAAGCAUUCUAUUUCCAAUUUGCCCCAAAAUCAAAAUUGUGCAAAUCAUUCGACAUGUAUUCUGGAUUAUCAUGCUACUGCUUGUCCUUUGCCUAACACUAGGGUUUGCUUACUGUGCUCCUACAUAUUCGUCUUUUUACGACAACAAAAAGAGCUUCAUCGACGACGAGUUGAAUGUUAUUCCCAUUAGCGGCGCAAUCGUGAGUGAAUCCAGUGACGUUCCUCGGUCGUGCUCAAUUUUCUCCGAUUCAAUCUUCCAGACAAAUUCGUUAUUCAGCGUGUGUAUAAAAGCCGACAUUCUCUUCGUCGACGAUGAAAUUUCCGCCACGAUGUUCGCUGAUCCCUUGAGCAUAAGUUGCAUCAGCAACGCUGAAAUCUUACUUCUUUGCCUCGCGGCCUUACUGAUCGGUUUCAAUGUUACAAUUUCGAUAAUGGCAGCCAACUCCCGCAGCUAUUUCUCCAAGUCCAUCAGGGUUACUACGCCUUUCUGCGACGAUGAAGACUUGAGCUACAAUAAUCGCUCGUGGUGGCUUUCUCGUCCUCAAACUGCUAUUUCCAGAUCUCUUAGACCUUGGACGGCGCGGACAAUCGGAACUAUUCCUGAGCGGCCUUGGACUGCUGAAUCAAGACUAUGGGUUUUAAAAGCUUUCAGAAAAACUAUUGCGACAGUAACAGUGAUGAACCCUCAAAAGCACAAUCCAAGACGAGCCAAACACUUUCGAUCUCUCUCAGUUCAAUCCACGGCCAUUCACGGCUGUUCCUGGCAAUACGCGGCCAAAUAUCUUCACGAGAAUUUCUCACCGCCUGCAAAGUUUGUCCGCCCGUUCAAGAAUUACUCCAGAUCCGCCAUAACUAUUCUCUCUGCAUAUAAGAGUGCUAAUAAAUGUUCUAUUCUUCAUUGA
Oikopleura dioica is the source of this 3468-nucleotide messenger RNA. The record is from the annotation of a GenBank genome assembly. NCBI's taxonomy places the organism in Eukaryota, Metazoa, Chordata, Appendicularia, Copelata, Oikopleuridae.